Tuber aestivum (summer truffle) is the source of this 5873-nucleotide messenger RNA. NCBI's taxonomy places the organism in Eukaryota, Fungi, Ascomycota, Pezizomycetes, Pezizales, Tuberaceae. The record is from the annotation of a GenBank genome assembly.
UGGUGAUUUCUCACUGUGAUAUAUAAUUUCUGUGUGCAUCAUACGGUGGACUACCGUACCGUACUUAGAAUUGCAGCGGCAGCGCUUGCUUUCGACAGGCUUCGCCCAGAGGCCUCGGAACCUCCACACACACUCUCUCCCCCACUCAGGCACGCAUGCUCUCUCAGCCAACUUUCACUUCCCUUUCCCUCCUUCCUUCUCUCACCUCUCCCACUCGCAUGCUCCGACCAUCCUGAACCUUCGCUCGCUCGCUCGCCUGCGCAUUUGGUUCUGGUUUUUGUUGUCCACUUCCUUUGCUCUUCAUCCUCUCCUUCUCCUAACCUCCACACACUCGCUCACCCGUUCUUUCUUUCUCUCCUUUCCUUUCCUUUUUUUUUCCCGCCCUGCUCGCUCCGGUGUGCCCUGCCCUCCUAGCCGUAGCGUAUUUACAUAGCAUCUCCGCGUCGCCCCUGUCAGCCGCCGACUGCUGGAGGGAGGGAGGCUUCCUCUCACUUGCUUCAUACGCACUCCCCUCAGCUCUCGUCCUUCACAACCUCGCACCCCUCCUCCCCUCUUGUUCUCAACCUUCUCACCCCCUCCUCAAUUCUUAUUUUAAUAACUUGCUGUCUCAACUGUUAUUACCAUUCGAAAUCUCAAGCAUCCGAUAGCCUCUUACCCGAUACCUCUGGUUAUUCUUCGAAACCCAGAGAGGCUACUCGAAGCUACGCCAAUUCUAUCCCUUUCCCUGCCGCUCGGCACCAGCCUCCCCUAGUGGUUCGUCUACUCCACACACACACACACACCCGCUUUCCGUCCGUUUCCUGGCAUAGCUUUUAGAGUUCCCUCUAAUAUUUGCCCCCUCUCGUUUCUACACUUCGCUGGCCGAAUAUUGGGUCUUGACCCAUUCCCCCUCUAUCACUCCUAGAGCUGAGUGUGAGCUUUCGUGUCCUACUCUCACCACGGUUACCAUCGGUACAUUUUAGUCACCAAUCAUCUUCUCAGGUCAGACGGAGCAGCACUGUUUGAACUAUUGUGCGGUUACUUGAUCUCGGAAUUAGUAUUUGCUGCUAAAGGAUAAUACUUGGUUCAUUUGUCACUAGAGAUUUAUGACGUUGAGCGUUGAAACGGGUGUUCCCCCGUCUCCCAAUCCGCAACAAGCAACUUCUUGCCCGAGCAACCAGUUGAGCGGCUCUCGAAGGCGGUACACGGUUGGAUCUCCAACUUCUUCUAAUUUCAAGCCAGUCGUCGUUUAUCCCCCCCCCCCUCAGCCUUCCCCACAAUUCCUGCCUCUCGUAUCGCCUAACACAGAGCUUUCGCCUCAUCCUCGCAGUUUCUCAACCGAGCAGCGCCCGAACACCAGAGGCAGUUCGCCGUCACCUCGAGCAAUUCGCCGUCAGGUUUCAGCAUCACCGGAGCGCGGUGGCCAGGAUAGGUUGCAAGGGGCCGGUGGUUCUUGGUUAGGGAAUGGGCGGAGGAAUUACGGGCAACAGUCUGGAGCCAAGCAUACUUCGCCAACAAUGGCUGGAAGGAGGGACGAGUCUGGGCCGUCGAUGACACUACCUCACACACGGCCUCCUUUCAAAAAUCGGGGAACAAAUUCAUCAACCCAAUCCAAUUCGUUGCCUUCCACACCAAAUCAUCAUCCUCGUCAGCCCAAUGGAGCCUCUCGGAGCCCUUCCCCAACGUCUGCUCUUGAUUCGCCAAGGUCGGCGGCGUCAGAGCCGCUCAUUCCAUCUAUCCAGAAGGCGCCCACGGUGUCGCCUAGAACGUGCAAAUAUGAGACAGGGCUGGCUAACAUCCGGAGGCGAAUGCCAUACUCUUUGGGGAUCGACAAGCUUGGGAAUGAGAAGCCGAAGGCCGAAAGGUUGUCGGUUGAACAGGAGGGGAAGUUUACCGAGGAUAUGAAGAGUUUAUUCGAGAAAUUGAAGCCAUGCGAGGCUAGCGGUGAUCGGAGGCGGAGAUUUUUGGAAAAGCUUGAGAGGCUAUUGAAUAGGGAGUGGCCAGGCCACGAUAUACAAGUGCAUGCUUUUGGAUCAACCGAAAAUCACCUUUGCAUGAUCGAUUCAGAUAGUAUGUUUCUGUCCACAGUCUGUCGGUGCCGGGCUAACCUUGUGCAGUUGAUGUGUGUAUAAAGACUAGUUGGGAUGGGCUCAAGUCAACAUGUUACUUGGCAGCGAGGCUUGCUAAAUGUUUGUUCCUCGGAUUGGAUUAUUUUGGUGAAAAGAUGGUGAUCUAAUGAAUAUCAUAGGUGGUAUGGAACGGGUGGUUUGCGUGCCCGGGGCCAAGGUUCCGAUCGUAAAGAUCUGGGACCCUGAGUAUCAGGUUGCUUGUGACAUGAACGUCAACAGCACUCUGGCCUUGGAUAAUACCAAGAUGAUUAAAACCUAUGUCGAGAUUGAUGAGCGGGUUCGACCGCUUGCCAUGAUCAUCAAACAUUGGACAAAAAAGCGGGUAUUAAACGAUGCUGGUGAGUUGGAACUUGGUAUUACCUUGCUCGAAUAAAUUCUGACACAACGCACAGCCGGUGGUGGAACCCUGAGCUCCUACACCUGGAUUUGUAUGAUUUUAAACUUCCUGCAGACUAGAGAUCCACCUAUCCUGCCCGCUUUACACCAGAGGCCCCAUAAAAAACGGCCCCCUAUAAACGGAGUUGAUAUAUCUUUCGAUGACGAUAUCGAGACGCUGAAGGGGUUUGGGCACAAUAACAAGGAAACCUUGGGGGAGCUGCUUUUUGCCUUUUUCAAAAAGUACGGGCACGAGCUAGAUUAUGAGAAGAAGGUCAUAUCGGUCCGCCAUGGAAAGCUUCUGUCUAAGGAAGAAAAGAAUUGGCAGUAUCUUCAGAAUAACCGACUUUGUGUUGAGGAGCCAUUCAACUUUACUCGAAACCUGGGCAACACGGCUGAUGACUCGUCAGUUCGCGGACUUCAUUUGGAAUUCAGGAGGGCGCAUAGGAUGCUAUCAGAGGAUGCGGAUUUGGCUGCUGUUUGCGAGCAGUACGAGUUUCCUCCCGGGGAGCCCCAUGUAUCAAUACCGAUCCAGCAGCCGGUGCAUCGCCCUGUUACCCUCUCUCGUAGCUAUUCUAACCACAAGUCACGGGGAGGAUAUAACAACAGAGGCAAUCGGCCACAGCAUUAUAUGAAUGGCAACCGGAAUGGCAACCGGAAGCCCGGCAACAACAGUAAUUACAACAAUCAUUCUAACAAUGCUCCUCACCAGCAUCACUAUCUGUCGCCUGAGGUGUUUGGAUAUGUCCAGACCCCGCAGGAGCAGCUGCUGGCUUUGCAAGCUCAAUUCCAUCAUGCCCGUGUUGCCCAGGCUCAGCUCGCACAAGCUCAUGCUCAGCUGCAUGGACAGCAGACCCAGACCCAGGCUUCUAGUGGCUCUGCUAAUGCUCAUGGAUCCACGCUGACAGCCCAAGACCUUGCAGCUAUGAAUCCUUUGUCGUCCUAUGCAUAUUUUGCACAGCUCUGGGGGAUGAAUUACUACUAUCCUUCCCCACCUUUACAUAGCGAACUCCCGACACAGAUGGCUCCACAGGCGGUGACUGGAAUGAAUGAGUCAAGGCAGCGGGUUGGCCAGCGGCGGCAUAACGGGUAUAAUGUGGGAUCAAGAUCCCAGUCUCAACCUCCCCCGUUAUCUGAAGUAUAUUCGAUACCGAGUUAUGGGCGUGGGGGGUCGUCUGCAAGGGGUGUUACUGGUUCGGAGGAUGAUGAUUUUGCCGAUCACUCUUCCAACGGGACCCCAGUAACUCCCCCUGAGGAGGAGCCGGACGAGUAUGUUGGUUACUAUGCAUAUGGCGGGUCACUGCAGAGCGCUCCGGCGGUCGUUGACCCGGUUGGCGAAGAAGAGGAGCCCUUUAUGGAGCAAAAGUCUAUCGUUGAUCGUCAGUCAAUUUCGCUUGGUGGCCCGGGCUCAUUUGAGGAUCGUGGACCGGUCAUCGUAAACGGGUCUAUCUCGACGUCUUCGGUUCCGUGUCCUGGUACUCCGUAUUCAGGCCUUCCGCUCCCUUCUGAAGAGUUGUAUCAGUACGAUGGAUCUAUGUCAGGUGUAGAUCCAGGUGGGUCUGAGAGACCUGGCGAUGAAUCUUUGGAUUCGAAGGCCACUAGGAACAAUACGUCUUCCCUCGCCCAGAAGCUCCUCGAAGUGCAUAUUCAAGCAGCCGUUGGACACCCUGAGGCAGGGUUUACCGGUUCUGGCCAGAGACAAACAUAUGACGGCGGCCCGUCUUCGGCGAGUGUCUCCACCUCGAGUCUCCUUUCCUCUCCUCAAAACACGCAACCGUCCCAGGUGACGUCUGACGAUGAUGUGGACUCUUCCGUUUCCCCUAGGCUGUCGCCUAACUUGCGCCAGCGCGCAGCCAGGGAGCAGCUUCUGUGGAGCAAUUCUAGGGCUCCAUCUGUCGAUAAUGCUAAGUCCAAGAUGUCUGUUGCUUCGCAGGAAGACCUUGCACCACCUCUGACACCUGUACCCGGGGCUCGGUCUCCAUCACCUACACCCGCGCCACUCUCAAUACUAGCCCCAGUGCCGGCCCCAGCGAGGAAGGAAUCUAGUAGUACUUUACCAUCAAAGCCUGGACAUAAUGGGUAUAGUGGGAGGAGAAGUGGGAGAAAUCAUUCUGCACAGGUGCCUCCCACCCUAGUGGAUAAGUCUUCCAAGAAUUCUGGUGGGUCUAGAGGCAACGGGAACAUCAAUAACCCCAAGCAAAACUCUGGGACUAAGUCUGAUGCGAAAGCGUUCAAGAUGCGGAAGGUCAAAAAGAGGAACUCACCCAAACCAAAUGAUUCUCCUCCUGUUAACGAAGCGGACCGGAAGGGUGGAUAGUUGGCUGCCUCCUCUUCCACACUCCACCUAGCCGCCAGGCGUUUAGGGUGGAGUGGAGUUUGUACGAUGAAAUUGUUGAUACAUGACAAAAAGUGAUGACCCUGGCGCAGGAGUGUAAUUGAUUGUUUUUUCUUAACUCUAUAUGCGGUUGGCCCCUGUUUUGUGCUUUUUUCCUUUUGUUUGCACUUGGGAUUAAUGGUGGCGGGUUUUGAGAAUGCGUGAUUUCUAUUUCCUUUUCUUCCCCGGCAUUUCUUUCUUGCCCCCUUUCCCCGUGAUAUUUCAGAAUCAAUGUGGGUUUCUUGGUCUGUUAUAUCUUAUUAAUACGGAAACGGGAUUGAUUCAUGGCAACUGCAUUGUUCAUAUCAUUCUUAUCACCUUUCUUCCCUAGUUUUUUUUGUAUUCCCACUUUGGUUUCUUUCCCACUGGCUUAUUUUUAAAUUUUCCUUUUUUAUGUUUUGCGUUAUUUCGGGGCCUGCUCUUUUAUAAACAAACACCUUUUUUUUUCCACUUUCCUUUUUUUCCGGGUUUCUUUUGUUUUGCUUUUUCACGUGAUGGAGGAAGGUAGCUUGUGGAAUUGGAUGCAGCAUGGGAAAAGAAGGUACAGGGAUCUAUGAAGAACAAUCUUUCUUCAUUUCACCAUGCAUCGCCAUAACGAACAACUAGGCGGAGCACAAGGUUUUCUCGCCCUCUACAGAGAGAAAUAGCCUGAAGCAUCGCCAUCGCCAUCACCAUCACCAUCACCAUCACCAUCAUGACAGAGGAGACUACCAAUUCUCUCCCGCUCUCCCUUUUUUUUAUUUUUAUUUUUACCCCGCUUUCGAUUCCAAUAUAUAUAAAAAAAAUUCCAUUUGCAGCUUUUCUUUUGUAUUAAUCCUUAUUCCUUUUUCGCUCGCUUGGGGCCUUCAUUAUACUCUUAUACACCGGGGUUUUCUUUUUAUUGCGUCCUUGCUCUCUUUUUUUUUGACAAUUUUUUUACCAUGGGAUGCAGCGGAUGCGGAUGGAUUGGUGUCUUGUUUGGGAGUCUUUUUGCUUUAAUUUGUUUCCUUUAUAUAUAUAUAUUAUAUCUGGCUUUU